AUGAAUGAAUGUAGUUGCGAAUUUCCCGAUAUUAUUAAAAAUGUGUACACCCUGGAAUGCACUUCCCCAUUAGGUUACAUAAAUGAUGAUACAGCCAGUUACAAUAAAUCCUGGCAAACACCGUUACAUACCUCACAGGACGAAUGGGCAUACCAGAGUGCCUGGGACUUGAAAUCUGUACCAUAUAUAGGCACGCGGGCAAUGUACGGUGGGGGCGGUUAUCUGGUGGAGAUGAAACCAAAUCCUUCUGCUGUUUCAAAGAUUUCAGAGCUGAUAUCGAAGUCAUGGAUUGACGACAGAACAAGAGCUUUGUUCGUUGAAUUUACAUUGUACAAUCCAAAUCUUAACUUGUAUAGUUCAGUAACGAUUGUGUUUGAAUUCAGCAGCCCAGGUGGAAUAACAACAUCAUUUCUGACAUUUACAACCUCAUUGUCAGAUUAUUCAUCUAACAAAGAAAUUACAAAACUUUUGUUUGAGAUAAUAUUUUUCCUAUUUACAUUUUUUCUGUCUUAUAUUGAAGUUAAACGGAUUAGACAAAUGGGUUUUAAACAAUAUGUACAUGGAUUUUGGAAUCAAGUUGCAAUGUUUGUUGUAUUAUUAUGCAUCAUUGGCAUUACAAUAUUUAUUGAGCGGUAUUUAAUAGUUGCACAAAUCAUGCAUCAAUACAGAGAAAGUCAUGGGAACACUUUUGUCAAUUUUAAUCUGGCUAUUUUGUGGGAUAAUAUUUUUAUAUACAUCAUGGCUUUGCUAACAGUAUUUGCUUUUUUAAAAUUCGUUAAACUUCUCAUGAUGAACCGUAAGUUAAAUUAUUUGUAUUCAAUGGUUGAAUUUGCAAAAGUGCCUUUAAAGUAUUUUGCGUUUAUGUUUACAAUAUCAUUGAUUGCAUUUGCAAGUUUUGGAAAUCUGUUGUUAGGGACCUUAAUGUCCGGUUACAAGUCAUUUGGAGAUAGUUUUAUGACACUGAUAGAAUGUACAUGUAAAAUAAAUAAUUAUAAUCAAUAUAUUGACCUUCAGCCUGUCAUAGGUCCAAUAUUUAUACUUCUGUAUAUUUUUGUGUUUUUCUUUUGUUUUAUGAAAAUGUUCACUGCUAUUGUGUUAAAUGCUAUGAAAAUGUUGAAACAGAAAGGAGUAAGGCAUGAUGAGGACACUGCAUUGUUGAUGAACUAUUUUAUUGAUAAUAUAAAACGAAUGUUACGAUGACAUGUUCUGCAUUAUGAAAUAAUUUCAAUAGUGAUUGACUAUUUUGUUGAGAGUAUAAAACGAAUUUUUUGAUGAUGUGUUAUGCAUGUGAGCACACUUCAAUGUUGAUUGAUAUUUCGUUGUGAGUAUAAACAAAAUGUUUUGAUGAUGUGUUCUGCAUGUGAGAACACUUCAUUACUGAUCGACUAUUUUGUUAUGAGUGUAAAACGAAUGUUACGAUGUGUUCUGCAUCAUGAAGUAUUUUUGAGAGUAAAUAAACAAUUUACGGGUGGUGAUUUUUUUUUAAACUUCUAUUGUAUUUUGUUCACAUCUAUGUAUAGCAAUCAAUGGUUGCUGUAAAUUUUAUUCUUAAUAAUAGAUUAGAAAUCAGAUUUGUAUUACCAUUAUGGAAGUCAACUGCUUAAUUGUGUGUGAAUAAUAAAAAAUGAAAUCAUAAUAGUGAAAAUGGAAGAUAUAUAUAUCAAUGCAUGAUCAACGAUUUUAAUAAAUCAGGAGGAAAAUGAAAAACAAAUUAACGUUACAACAAUGUAUUUUAAUUAAAUCAAUAUUGGAUUAUAAUGGCCGAUUCCGGGAAAAAUUCAUUAACAUAUUGCUGAUUCCAAAUUUGUUACAAGUGCUUUACAUAUUAAAAUAAAAACUUAUCAAAGAUACUAGG
Messenger RNA from Mytilus californianus (California mussel), 1855 nucleotides. Its product is annotated as polycystin-2-like. Gene Ontology annotation, cellular component: membrane. The record is from RefSeq and is a predicted model, not a curated record. The transcript is spliced from 2 exons. The coding region runs from base 1 to 1200 and encodes 399 amino acids. Gene Ontology annotation, molecular function: calcium ion binding. NCBI's taxonomy places the organism in Eukaryota, Metazoa, Mollusca, Bivalvia, Mytilida, Mytilidae.